AAAAACAAUUAGUGUCGACCUAGGGAGUCAGGGACUUCCUCUCUCUCUCUCUCCCUCUCUCGCUGGCUCGCGCUUCGCAAGAGACUUUCGAUCCACUCAUUCCUCUUGAAAGGGACAAGGCUUGGAUUUAUUUUUCAAGAAUUUUCCAGGGGAGAGGGAGAGAAAAGGAUGUCAAAUGGAAGAAACACCCAUUGGUGCUACCGUUGCAAUCGACCAGUUCGACUGCGAGGACGUGAUGCAGUUUGCCCUGGCUGUAAUGGAGGAUUUAUUCAAGAACUUGAUGAUAUGGUGCACAUCAGCCCAUUUGAUUUCUUUGGACUGGACGUUGAUGAAAAUCACGACAGGAGGUCAGGAUUUAUGGAAGCUUUCUCAGCCUUUAUGAGGCAUCGAUUGGCAGACAGAAGCCAUAGCCAUGACAUCAGAGCUAGAUCAGAUUCAGUUCCGGAACAUGCUCCUGGUUUUGGUCCUCUGCUGAUCUUUGGAGGCCAAAUUCCUUUUAGGUUGUCUGGAAAUGGUGGGAUUGAAGCUAUUUUGAAUGGGACCCCUGGGAUUGGUCUUACACGGGGUAAUGCUGGUGAUUAUUUUAUAGGUCCAGGACUGGAAGAGCUGUUUGAACAACAUUCAGCUAACGAUCGGCGAGGCCCUCCCCCGGCAUCUAGAUCCUCAAUUGAUGCGAUGCCAACCAUUAAGAUUGCUCAGAGGCAUCUUCGUUCUGAUUCACACUGUCCUGUGUGCAAAGAUAAAUUUGAGCUGGGGUCUGAAGCAAGGCAAAUGCCAUGUUAUCAUAUGUAUCACUCAGACUGCAUUAUCCCAUGGCUAGUCCAGCACAACUCAUGCCCUGUGUGCCGCCAAGAACUGCCACCACAAGGAAUAAAUAUUGGCCGCAGCUCAAGUAGUCGAAGUAGAAGUAGCAGUUAUGGUAGUAAUGCCAAUGGAAGGGAGAAUAGUGGCAGGGAUAAUCCAGGAAGACGGAAUCCAUUCUCUUAUCUGUGGCCAUUCCGUUCGUCUCAUUCUAGCUCUAACCAUAAUAAUGGAACUGCUGGAAGCAGCUCUCCAACCAUUCAUGAGAACAACCAGAAUACGGGUUAUUCAGGAUGGCCUUUUGACUAAAGUUCAGAACGUGGUUUUGUAUUUAUUGCCAUUUUCAUAAAGAUUAGUGGACUGGAGUGUGUUGCUUGAUAGUGAAUGGUGGUCUUUUCUGUUUCGUUCUUUGCUGCCUUUUAUGUAAAUGACUCUACUUUUGGGUGAAUUACCUAUGCUGCUUCUAUGUCUAUGCCUUUUAAUUGUUCA
Molecule: messenger RNA, 1290 nt
Organism: Juglans regia (Persian walnut)
Lineage: Eukaryota; Viridiplantae; Streptophyta; Magnoliopsida; Fagales; Juglandaceae
Product: probable E3 ubiquitin-protein ligase RHC1A
Exons: 2
Coding region: 169-1110 (313 amino acids)
Biological process (GO): protein ubiquitination
Cellular component (GO): cytoplasm
Molecular function (GO): ubiquitin protein ligase activity
Source: RefSeq, a predicted model, not a curated record